This is a messenger RNA of Chaetomium strumarium, 525 nucleotides long. RefSeq lists its product as uncharacterized. The transcript is spliced from 2 exons. Lineage: Eukaryota; Fungi; Ascomycota; Sordariomycetes; Sordariales; Chaetomiaceae. The record is from RefSeq and is a predicted model, not a curated record. The coding region runs from base 113 to 511 and encodes 132 amino acids.
CCGUCACAGACUCACAGCCCAAACUUCGUGGAUUCUCACCUAAGGCACGAUCUCCUGGCUGAACCAUCUCCGUCAUUGCCAACGCUCAUCCUUCUUACUUCCCAAGCCAACCAUGUGCCACGGACACCCACACUACCAUUCUUGCGGUCACCAAUCUGUGACAUGGCACUACUGCCCGUCCGCCGUUAUAGACCUGACAACGGGCUAUGAGACACCUUGUCCCAACAUCACCUUUGCGGCGUCCCAGCCGUCGACGUCCAGCUGCCCCCUUGCCAACUGCGACUUUCGCAGUGCGGGAGACGGCGGGUGGACAUGUUGCAAAUGCGGAGGUCGCAAUAGCAGCGGCUGGUGCAGAAACAUGUCGCCCAACCCAAAGUGGGAGAGGAACGCAAUCACCAACGAGUGGGAAUGGAUUACAAGAUGCGACCAUGGGUGUUGUCGAAAUUGUGUCAAGGACGCUCCGACUAGCGCUAGCAAUUCCGGCCGCAAGAGAGGGAAGAAAGGGGUAUGACCCGUGGGUGCCGG